AUGUCUCCUCUCAUCAUCGACGACCACAGCCCGAGCGUAUCACCCACACGCAGGGCUCGUUCGAGCUCGUUCGCGGUCACCAUGGCUAAGCCGAGAGACUGCCCGCGGCUCGUCGACAUCGAAUUCUGCGCCUUCGCAAAUGAGAGAACGAACCACCUUCUCUCAUACCGAGACCCACACCAAAAGGCUGAUUCCGAACGCGCCGUGCGAUGCUACCGAUCACUUCUUCGACGGAACAAUCGUAGAGCCGGCUCAUCCAUCGUCAGCUUCCGGAAGGUGACGGACACAACAACAGGAAAGAUCAUCUCGUUCGCCAAAACAGAGUUCAAGGCGUACACGGAAGAGGAGCUUGCCAGUCGGCCAGAUACCGGGCAUGAGGGCGAGUCUAGGAUGAAUCGGGAUUGGUUUGCUCUCAAUGAGAAAUGGAGGCGUGCCUACGUCGGGACCCGGCGUCACUGCUAUCUUGGCAUGGUCGCUACCCAACCGGCCUACCAGCAACGCGGUGCAGCUACCAUGAUCCUCGAACCCAUUCUUGGCGAUGCCGACGCAGAAGGCGUGGAGUGUUAUCUCGAGGCCACCUCGACCGCGAAACCGCUUUACGAGAGACAUGGUUUCGUCGCCGUCGGCGAGCUCAGCUUCGAUCCGGCAGCGUACGGCGUCUUUGGUUACAAGGUCGAGACACAGACUGUCAUGGUCCGUGGCGCGUUGGACUCCCGUGGGGUGAGGCAAGAGGUGACGCCGUGGAAUGUUGAGACGGGUCCAGUACAAGCGAUGCUUUCUUAG
Messenger RNA from Zymoseptoria tritici IPO323, 783 nucleotides. RefSeq lists its product as uncharacterized. The record is from RefSeq and is a predicted model, not a curated record. Gene Ontology annotation, molecular function: acyltransferase activity, transferring groups other than amino-acyl groups. The transcript is spliced from 2 exons. NCBI's taxonomy places the organism in Eukaryota, Fungi, Ascomycota, Dothideomycetes, Mycosphaerellales, Mycosphaerellaceae. The coding region runs from base 1 to 783 and encodes 260 amino acids.